CUUUCUCAAGUUUACAACAACAACAAAAGAAUUGUUUUUUUUUUCUCCAUUGGGAUCCGUGAGAAACAGAGGAGAGGAUAAGCUAAUCAAUGGGUUCGAUCUCUCUGUCUAAUUCUCUGCCCAUAACUCGACUUCCACUACAUACAUCACUCAGUCCAUCCCUUAUCUCCACUUCUUCACUUCCUCCUCUCUCUAAUCCUCGUCGCCGCUCCUCUUUUUCACCGUUAGUCUCCGCCUCUGCCGUCUUCGCUGCUCCUUCCGGUGUUAAUAACUCUGUUCCCGGUAAAAAUGGAGGUUACACAGUUGGUGAUUUCAUGACAGGGAAACAGUAUCUUCAUGUUGUUAAGCCUACAACAUCUGUUGAUGAUGCAUUGGAACUUCUGGUUGAGAAGAAAGUAACAGGCUUGCCUGUAAUUGAUGAUGAUUGGAAUCUGGUUGGUGUUGUUUCUGAUUACGACUUGCUUGCACUAGACUCCAUUUCUGGACGCAGCAGCCAAAAUGAUGCAAACAUGUUUCCUAAUGUCGACAGUUCAUGGAAAACGUUUAACGAACUCCAGAAGCUGAUAAGCAAGACACAUGGAAAAGUGGUUGGAGAUUUGAUGACGCCUUCUCCUCUGGUUGUCCGUGGUUCUACCAAUCUAGAAGAUGCUGCCAGGUUGCUACUGGAAACAAAGUUCAGAAGAUUACCAGUCGUGAAUUCAGAUGGAAAACUGGUGAGAGAAUCAUCUCAAAAUUGGGAUUCUUACAAGGGGGAACGUUGUAAGGGCUGCACUGCAGAUCAAGCGGGAAACCGAGAACUCACCCUAGCAGCAGCUGUUAUAGAGCAGAGCUCUUAA
Eruca vesicaria subsp. sativa (arugula) is the source of this 836-nucleotide messenger RNA. NCBI's taxonomy places the organism in Eukaryota, Viridiplantae, Streptophyta, Magnoliopsida, Brassicales, Brassicaceae. The record is from the annotation of a GenBank genome assembly.